UCUGCUCUGGCCGCCCCCCUCCCCCUCCUUCCCGCCUCCCGCCAGCCGGGCCGGAGGCAGCGCGGGCGCCGGGCGGAGGAGGCGGAGGUCGCGGCGCCGGCCGCCCCGCUACCAGAAUGUCCACAGAUGGUGGCUUCGGCACAGCUAGCAAUAGCGAUGCCCAGCAAAGCCUCCAGUCCUUCUGGCCACGAGUCAUGGAGGAGAUACGCAAUCUCACACUGAAAGACUUCAGAGUUCAAGAACUCCCUCUGGCUCGUAUUAAGAAGAUAAUGAAACUAGAUGAAGAUGUGAAGAUGAUCAGUGCAGAAGCUCCUGUGUUGUUCGCCAAGGCAGCUCAGAUAUUCAUAACAGAAUUGACUUUGCGAGCAUGGAUACACACAGAAGAUAACAAGCGGAGGACUCUGCAGAGGAAUGACAUUGCCAUGGCAAUUACAAAGUUUGAUCAAUUUGACUUUCUUAUCGAUAUUGUUCCAAGAGAUGAACUGAAGCCUCCAAAGCGGCAGGAAGAGGUGCGUCAGGCUGUGACCCCAGCUGAGCCUGUACAGUAUUAUUUCACACUUGCUCAGCAGCCUGCUGCAGUGCAGGUUCAGGGGCAGCAGCAAGGACAGCAGACCACCACGUCUACGACGACUAUCCAGCCAGGACAGAUCAUCAUCGCCCAGCCUCAGCAAGGGCAGAGCACCCCCGUGACGAUGCAGGUUGGAGAAGGCCAGCAGGUACAGAUAGUGCAGGCCCAGCCGCAAGGACAGACCCAGCAGGCUCAGAGUGGAACUGGGCAGACCAUGCAAGUCAUGCAGCAGAUCAUCACCAAUACAGGAGAAAUCCAGCAAAUACCGGUUCAGUUGAAUGCUGGCCAGCUGCAGUAUAUCCGCUUAGCCCAACCUGUGUCAGGCACCCAGGUAGUCCAGGGGCAGAUCCAGACGCUUGCAACCAAUGCACAGCAGAUAACGCAGACAGAAGUCCAGCAAGGACAGCAGCAGUUCAGCCAGUUCACAGACGGACAGCAACUUUAUCAGAUCCAGCAAGUGACCAUGCCUGCAGGCCAGGACAUCACCCAGCCCAUGUUCAUUCAGUCCACCAACCAAACCUCAGACGGCCAAGCCACGCAAGUGACCGGGGACUGAACGGGGACGUUGUAGCAAGUUGUCUCUCUGUGUGGACACGAACAAGUACCAGCUUGACGUUUGCCAUACCAACCUGGUCUGAUGAAUACAUCUGCUUCUCUGUAUCUGUACUUGAUACUGAGCCUAUAGUAGGCUGCAAUCUCCGGUGCACUAUACACCUUCCUCUGGUGGGUAUGAGAGAAUAUCCAACAGACACUGACAAGAAUGCAAUAUUUUUAUUUUUAUUUUUAGAAAUCAAUAUUUCAGUGUAUUCAGCUGCUUGUUCAAACUCAUAAAACUGAAAGAGAAUUAAUCAAAAGUAAUUUGUAGCAUCUCAUUGAACAACGUGUAAAACAUUUUUAUCUAGUAAAAUUAUUAAAGGGUACUGCAUCUGG
This is a messenger RNA of Gymnogyps californianus (California condor), 1498 nucleotides long. It is a transcript of the gene NFYC, whose product is annotated as nuclear transcription factor Y subunit gamma. Lineage: Eukaryota; Metazoa; Chordata; Aves; Accipitriformes; Cathartidae. Gene Ontology annotation, molecular function: DNA binding; DNA-binding transcription activator activity, RNA polymerase II-specific; protein heterodimerization activity. The coding region runs from base 117 to 1124 and encodes 335 amino acids. Gene Ontology annotation, biological process: regulation of DNA-templated transcription. Gene Ontology annotation, cellular component: CCAAT-binding factor complex; nucleus. The transcript is spliced from 10 exons. The record is from RefSeq and is a predicted model, not a curated record.